AUGGCGUCUCUAUUGCUGCGUCCAUCGCAGCUCCUGCUGCGCUCUCAGCGUUCUGCGCACUCCUCACUGCUCCACAAGGCACCUUUUAGCUCAUCCGCUGGCAAUUCCAGCUCACCAUCGGGUCUUACGUCGCUGCAAAAGGCGUCGCUGGGCCUGGCCGUCAUGUUUGGCGGUGGUUAUGCCAUCGGCUACUUCUUCGGACCUUUUCCAUCGCUCGAGGACCUCACAGGCGUCAAGGCUGUGGGCGGCGCCCCUGCGUACAAGGGCGAGCUGAUCGUGACCGACAAAGUCUUCUUCGAUAUCGGCAUCAACGACGACUACGUGGGCAAGAUCGUUAUGGGGCUAUACGGAGAAGUGCAGCCUCGGACGGUGGAGAACUUCCGUGCGCUGUGUACCGGCGAGAAGGGCGCGUCUCGUGCUGGCCCGCCGCUGUGGUACAAAGACUCCAAGUUCCACCGCAUCGUCCCCGGCUUCAUGAUCCAGGGCGGUGACUUCACGCAACAUAAUGGACGAGGCGGAGAGUCCAUUUACGGCCGUCGCUUUGACGAUGAGGACCUGAGUGUGCCUCAUGCGGGUCCUGGCACGCUGAGUAUGGCGAACGCAGGUGCUAACACGAACGGCAGUCAGUUCUUCAUCUGCACGGGUGACACGCCAUGGCUGGAUGGCAAGCACGUCGUGUUUGGACGCGUGCUGGAAGGGAUGGACGUCGUGGACAUCGUCUCGAGCUGCGGGAAACGCUCGGGCAAGCCGAUGGUCGACGUCAAGAUCAUCAAUUGCGGCGUGUUGGACGACCAGGGCGUUGCCGCUGACAAGAAGGAGCCCAAGCGCUUGACACGCGACGAGAUGCAGGAUCGUCUGGACUCGCUGCGGGAGGUGGAAGGCAACUUUAAGGCUCAGAAAGACCAGAUCGACCCCAGUAUGUACGACCAGCUGAUGGCCGAGAUCAAACUUGAGAAGGUUCGCAUUAAAAAGGAGCUUAAGAAGCCUCAGCCGAACGAGUAA
Molecule: messenger RNA, 1002 nt
Organism: Phytophthora infestans T30-4
Lineage: Eukaryota; Oomycota; Peronosporomycetes; Peronosporales; Peronosporaceae
Product: peptidyl-prolyl cis-trans isomerase B precursor
Exons: 3
Coding region: 1-1002 (333 amino acids)
Biological process (GO): protein peptidyl-prolyl isomerization; protein folding
Molecular function (GO): peptidyl-prolyl cis-trans isomerase activity
Source: RefSeq, a predicted model, not a curated record